UUAUUGUUUAGUCCUUUGAAUCCCUAACUUUACCUUUAUUUACAGGCAACCAAACUGCCUCAGCCCACGGGCCACGGGCGGCGCCGAAUAUCGAGCAAACAAAAUGAUGGUUGGAGACGAAGGAAAACUGGCAGAAGAGGAUGUCGGUGAAGAAGAACAGAUUGUGGACGAGAUGGGACUGUACAAAGGGAAGGUGAGGAUAGUGAACAGUGAAGAGCCAGCAGAGGAGAUGAUGCUGCUAUGGGGAUUACAACAGCCAACUCUCUCAAAGCCCAACUCUUUCGCCAAACAGUCCUCCCUCCAGCUCCUCCUUGACUCAUGUGGCCGCUCUCUAUCGAUUCUUCAGUGCCCUUCUUCUUUGGGAACUCCUGGAGUAACUGGUUCAGUAAUGUGGGACAGUGGGGUUGUUCUUGGAAAAUUCAUAGAGCAUGCUGUGGAAUCAGGAGAAAUUUCGCUACAUGGGAAGAAAGUUGUUGAAUUAGGCUCUGGCUGUGGAUUAGUGGGGUGCAUUGCUGCUCUUUUGGGUGCUCAGGUUAUUCUUACUGAUCUCCCUGAUAGAUUGAGGUUACUGAAGAAAAAUGUUGCAGCGAAUUUGUAUGGAGAUGUAAAAGGUUCUGCAACAGUGAGUGAGCUUACAUGGGGAGAUGAACUCGAACCUGUUCUACACGAUCCAUCCCCUGAUUAUGUUUUGGGGUCGGAUGUCAUUUACAGUGAAGGAGCAGUGGUAGAUUUGCUGGAAACACUUAUAGACCUCUGUGGCUCUGAAACAACAAUUGUUUUAGCUGGUGAACUUAGAAAUGAUGCCAUCCUUGAAUACUUCUUGGAAGCAGUCUCAGAGGAGUUCAUUGUGGGACGUGUUGAUCAGAUGCAGUGGCAUCCAGAUUUCCUCAGCCCGCGCGUUGUGAUUUACAUUUUAGUGAAGAAGUAGAAAUGCAGAAGGGUAUACGCUGCCUUGCUUGAAUCUAUUUAAGCUGUUCUCAGCCAUUCAAUGGAUUACUAAUAUUGUCUAGGCACACUGCCAUAUGGCAGGGAAUCUGCUUCUGAUGUAUUCACAGUUGUAAUUUUGCCUGACACUUCAAUCUUUCUUUGACAUGGCUUGAGUUGUAAUUGUUUCCUUUAUAAUGGACAAAGUCUUCAUGCUUUGUGUUGUUUUGAAUGCAAAAGUUAUGACCCUAUUUAUGCUUUUAUGUCUUCAUUUGUUUCCCA
Molecule: messenger RNA, 1206 nt
Organism: Cuscuta europaea
Lineage: Eukaryota; Viridiplantae; Streptophyta; Magnoliopsida; Solanales; Convolvulaceae
Source: the annotation of a GenBank genome assembly